GUCGAGGCAGUGAGGUGGCUAGCUCGAUACCACAACCUGAACAAUAGCAUGGGAAUGCCAGUAUUUACCGUCCCCAUAGCUUUCACGUAUUGUUGAAACGUUCACGGUAAUAUUAAGAAAAUAAAUUGUACAAAAGCGUUACUCGGCCGUUUGCGGCUCCGUGUAAAUUUAACGUAACUUAGCAAUGGUAGCGUUAGCAUUAGCCUUACGCUAGGGACGCCAGUUAGCCGCUGAGCAGCACAACGUGAAUUGUGUUUAUAGAUUGUGAAAAGUAUUAUUUAACAACGUAUAAAUCAUGGGUACCGGUGCUGAUGUGAGGGACAUACUGGAGUUGACUGGAGGGGAAAAUGACGGUCCCAUCAGCAAAAAAGACCUCAUCAACUCAGACAAGAAAAAAACCAAGAAGGCAACUGAAACGCUGACCUUCAAGAGACCAGAAGGAAUGCACAGAGAGGUCUAUGCUCUGCUGUAUUCAGAUAAGAAAGAUGCCCCCCCUCUGCUGCCAAGUGACACGACUCAGGGCUACAGGACAGUCAAAGCCAAACUGGGCUGUAAGAAGGUGCGUCCCUGGAAGUGGAUGCCCUUCACCAAUCCAGCUCGCAGGGACGGGGCCAUAUUCCACCACUGGCGACGUGUUGCAGAAGAGGGCAAGGACUACCCGUUUGCCCGCUUCAACAAGUCGGUGCAAGUGCCAGUGUACUCCGAACAGGAGUAUCAGAUGCAUCUCCAUGAUGAUGGCUGGACUAAAGCAGAGACAGACCACCUAUUUGACCUGUGCAAGCGCUUUGACCUGCGCUUUAUAGUUGUCCACGACCGUUAUGACCACCAACAAUACAGAAAACGUUCUGUGGAGGAUUUGAAAGAACGUUAUUAUAAUAUUUGUGGUAAGCUGACCAAGGUCCGUGCAGCUUCAGGGACAGAGCCCAAGAUUUACAUCUUUGAUGCUGGCCAUGAAAGGCGCCGCAAAGAACAACUGGGGAAGCUCUUCAAUCGCACACCAGAACAAGUGGCAGAAGAGGAAUAUCUUAUUCAGGAGCUAAGAAAGAUUGAGAAUAGGAAGAAAGAGCGAGAGAAGAAGGCUCAGGAUCUGCAGAAACUCAUUAAAGCAGCUGACACAACUACAGAGUUGAGGCGAGCUGAAAAGAGGGUUUCCAAGAAGAAGCUCCCACAAAAAAGAGAAACAGAAAAACCGUCGUUUCUUCUUCAGGCUGUACCAGAGACAGCAGGCAUCAAAUUCCCAGAUUUUAAAUCGGCGGGAGUUACACUACGCAGCCAGAGGAUGAAACUACCAAGCUCGGUGGGCCAGAAGAAGAUCAAGGCCAUUGAGCAGAUCCUGAUAGAGCAAGGAGUAGAUCUCAACCCCAUGCCGACAGAAGAGAUUGUACAGAUGUUCAAUGAGCUGCGUAGUGACCUGGUGCUGCUCUAUGAGCUGAAGCAGGCCCACAGCAAUUGUGAGUAUGAACAACAGAUGCUGCGUCAUCGCUAUGAGGCCCUGCUGAAGGCCGGGAGUGGAAGUGGGUGUGGUGGGAGUAUAGGAUUGGGUCCAGCUGCCACACUGCAGGGUGGGGAUACCAAUGCCACCAACAGCACCACGUCGUCCACACCAGGGGUGGAAGUCCAGACCUGGCCCAGCGCAGAUGACAUCAAGGUGGAAGCGAAAGAGCAGAUCAUUGAUGUUGUAGGAGCGCCACUAACCCCCAACUCACGCAAACGUAGAGAAUCAGCAUCCAGCUCGUCAUCAGUGAAAAAGGUGAAGAAGCCUUGAUGAGGACGAGAGUACCAGCUGACAUACGAUGGAGGACAAAGGGAAUGGAGAUGCUAUGAGUUUUGUGUUUGGACAGUAGAGACACGGGGUGAGCAGGAUACCAUGUUGUCCAUUUAUGUACAAACACCAUGGACAACACGUACACACAGACACAGCUUUGCAGCUACUGACUGGACCUCUACAAUCCCUCCCCAUCUGGCUUGCCCGCCAUCGCUUUUACAAAGGCAACGACUGAGUGACAUUUCAUUCCAUUACUGCUCUUCUCCUUGCUUCCAUCAAAGCUCAGCCUUAGAUGAGGCAAGAUCAACUGUAAAUUGCCAGGCCGAGCUAAUCGGGACAUGGGGAAGAAGGUUGGAAUGACUUGGUAAUUGAAAUGAAUUGGAAUGAAAGAACACACUCUUGGAGUGGGAGGACCUCAAGCUGCAAUGUUCAUUUGACCCAUAUGAGGUUUUUUUCUGGCCUAAUCAUGCCAUAGUGUUUACUGGAAAUGUGUUUUUGUGUUAGCCUGUAGUACCGGCUCCCUCUCGACACAGAGUGCAUCUUCCUUUCUCGUGGAUACUGCUUCCAUCUGUUAUGCGUUUUAUGUGUGGACUAGUGGGGGUGAUUUGUGCUCUUUGUCCUUAGGUGACCUUGAAGAUGCUUUCGUCAAUGAUUCAAUAAACCCCAUUGUUUUGUUUUUA
Messenger RNA from Scomber scombrus (Atlantic mackerel), 2445 nucleotides. It is a transcript of the gene dmap1, whose product is annotated as DNA methyltransferase 1 associated protein 1. Gene Ontology annotation, biological process: chromatin remodeling; DNA repair; negative regulation of transcription by RNA polymerase II. The coding region runs from base 296 to 1765 and encodes 489 amino acids. Gene Ontology annotation, cellular component: Swr1 complex; NuA4 histone acetyltransferase complex; nucleus. Lineage: Eukaryota; Metazoa; Chordata; Actinopteri; Scombriformes; Scombridae. The transcript has 10 exons. Gene Ontology annotation, molecular function: transcription corepressor activity. The record is from RefSeq and is a predicted model, not a curated record.